Molecule: messenger RNA, 1697 nt
Organism: Drosophila ananassae
Lineage: Eukaryota; Metazoa; Arthropoda; Insecta; Diptera; Drosophilidae
Product: mitochondrial glutamate carrier 1
Exons: 6
Coding region: 162-1115 (317 amino acids)
Biological process (GO): L-glutamate transmembrane transport; aspartate transmembrane transport; malate-aspartate shuttle
Molecular function (GO): L-aspartate transmembrane transporter activity; L-glutamate transmembrane transporter activity
Source: RefSeq, a predicted model, not a curated record
UCGAUAUAUUUACAUUUUGUUAGAACAUUCACAUACACACAUGUCGACGCGCGAAGAACACCAAUAAAUUCGUUUUGUUUAGCCAACUAGAAUAAUAAUCUUAAUAUUAACAAUAAAACCUUAAAUUUAAAGUAAACAAGUCAAUUACAAAAAACUAAAACAUGGCAGCCAAACAAGCCCUGGAGCAGCCGCAGCACCAGCAAUUCGCUCUGUUGCCGAAGAUCAUCAAUGGCGGCAUCGCGGGCAUCAUUGGCGUCACAUGUGUGUUCCCUCUGGACUUGGUCAAGACUCGGCUGCAGAACCAGCAGAUUGGACCCAAUGGCGAGCGGAUGUACAAUAGCAUGUUCGAUUGCUUCCGCAAAACAUAUGCCGCCGAGGGAUACUUUGGCAUGUACCGAGGUUCCGGCGUAAACAUCCUGCUGAUAACUCCCGAAAAGGCCAUCAAGCUUACCGCUAACGACUACUUCCGGCACAAGCUGACCACCAAGGAUGGAAAGUUGCCCAUCAGCAGUCAAAUGGUGGCCGGUGGUCUGGCCGGUGCGUUCCAGAUCAUUGUUACGACGCCAAUGGAGCUGCUCAAAAUCCAGAUGCAGGAUGCGGGAAGGGUAGCGGCGGCUGCAAAGUUGGCUGGCAAGUCCGUGGAGAAGGUGUCAGCCACCCAGCUGGCCACCCAACUCCUGCGGGAAAAGGGCAUAUUCGGCCUUUACAAGGGCAUCGGAGCCACUGGUCUCCGAGACGUCACAUUCUCCAUAAUUUACUUCCCCCUGUUCGCCACCCUCAAUGACUUGGGUCCUCGGCGAAAAGAUGGUUCUGGAGAAGCUGUUUUCUGGUGUUCCUUCUUGGCGGGUCUGGCAGCUGGAUCUACCGCUGCCCUGGCCGUCAACCCAUUCGAUGUUGUUAAGACACGACUCCAGGCGAUUAAGAAGGCAGAUGGUGAAAAGGAAUUCAAGGGAAUAUCGGAUUGUAUCACCAAAACCCUGAAGCACGAGGGCCCCACGGCAUUCUUUAAGGGCGGCCUAUGCCGAAUGAUCGUUAUUGCCCCCCUAUUUGGUAUCGCACAAACGGUGUACUAUCUAGGCGUAGCCGAAAAUUUAUUGGGCGUUGAGAAGCACUAAUGGAAAUGUUACAGAGAUACUCGUUAAGGGCGGAUAGAUAAGACAGAAGCAUUUUAAGUCUAAACUCUGAAUGUAAAUUGUAUCGUAUAUUGUAUUUAAAUGUUGUUAAAGCUGUCCAUGAGUGUAAUUGUGAAGUCUCAAUGUUAAGGAAAAAGUUAUCGAGCGUUGAACUAUCCAGACAAAUACCAUAAACGUUGUUAAAGUUUCCCCAUCCCAUAAAGUAUAUCCGUUCAAUAUAUAUUCUAUUUAGUGCAUGUGCAUAUGGCGAAAACAGACCAUAUCAGAGGCCAUCUGAUACUCCAAUGACAAUAAGAUACAACAAAUCAAUGCUAUUGUUGCGCGAAUGUUUUUGUUUAUAGCUUAAUUUAUAGAUGUUGUGUUUGAAUAUGUCUCUCUUUGAAAACAUACUCUUCCCGAGCAAUGGUUUUGCUUCAAACCGUAUUAAUAAUGCAUUUUAGUUUGCGGCUAGGUAAAGUUUAACUUUUAGUAGCUAUCAGUUGGAGAACAUGACUUGACAAAUUGUAUACUUUAUGGAAUUCCGUCAGAAUAUAUAAAAAAUAUUAAAAAUGUACUAAAUGUAAA